AUGCUUGGCUGGGCCUUGCACAAGGCGACGGGCAACGCGCCGCAGAACGCGCCCAACCCAGGUCCAGAUGAUACAUUCGCCGAGCAACCGGACACUCCCGCCCCCGUAUUUGCAGCAAGGGCCUUCAAGCGCGCCCUCUUCGGCACGCCUGCCCCUCAGAGGGAAGUUCAGUCUAGGAAAGAGACCAGGGCUGCCGCAGCGAGGUCAGAGAAGGCCAGAUCCUCCAACGUCGACGACUACAAGAGAUAUGAAUCUCCUACGAGACCACCAGGUAUCCUUCUGACUCCAGGCACCGGAACCUCGCGUCGGAAGCGUGUCUCCUUCGGGCGCGAUGUCAAGUCUAACACCCUGGCCGCCAACACCGAGGCCGCCAAGUCGCGCCCGCGCACAAAGUUGCAGGAGGCCCUCGAGAAGUCGCGCAAAGAGAACAACAGGGCUUCGGGCGGUGAUAAGGCUAGGAAGCCCACCUUCGACCUCGAGGAAGCCGAGGGCGACGGUGCUUGGGAGGAGGUUGACGAGCUCGACCGCGAGCCGGACAUUACUGUGGACCUGAACGAGCCAAGGUCGCAGUCGGGGCAGUACUGGAAGAGCGAGUUCCAGAAAUACCACGACGAGGCACGCGCCGAGAUGGAGAAGCUUGUUAAGUACAAGCAGCUUGCCAAAUCAUACGCCAAAGCCAAAGACGCCGAGGCCCUGGACCUGAACGAACGGCUCAGAGAGGAGCAGUCCAAGGUCGUGCAGAUGGAGCAGAAGAUCACGGAGCUUGCGGGCCAGGUCACGGCGAAGCAGGGCCAGGGCAAAGACACCCGAGACGACAGGAAGCUCAUGAAGGACCUCACGCGCCAGACGGCCCUCGCCGUGCAGUACAGAGAACAAGUCGAGGAGCUGGAAACGCUGCUGCGGGAAUCGGGUUAUGACACUGACGGAAACCGUCGGCGACGUGGGGGUACAUCUCCCAGGACUGCGCAGACGCUCCUCGAGACCCAACGGGAGCUUAGGAAGGCGCGUGAGCAGGUCAAGGAGCUGAACGACCUCCGCUAUGAGCUCAAACGCGUCAAGACGGAGUUGAGCACGGCCGAGCAGCGGGCCUUGAAGCUCGAGGGCGAAAAGAAGAAGGCGGUUGCAGACCUGGCCAAGAGCGAGCUCAAGGUAGCAGAUCUGGAGCGGAAGCUGGCCAAGGCUGAGCAAGACCGACAGAGGAAGGACGUCCAGUGUGAAAAGCUGAAGGCCGACUGCGAUGCUCUCCGGGAGCAAAACAGGACGCAAAGGGCGCCAAGAAGUGGGAGCACGCAGCAGCUGAAGCAAGACCUUGAUUUGCUGUCUGCCGGCCGCAAUGCCCUGGAUUCCUGGGAGUACAAGUUUACCGAUGCCCCGCCUACGGCCAGAGACCGACAAAGCACCCGUCGUCGCGGGGUGGAGGAUGCGAGUGCCGCAGUCGACAAUCCCAGGCUGGACCAGAAGAGGUUCUCGGAUCACACGUCGCUUGGACAACGCUUCCAGGGCUUAAAAAACAAGGGCGGCGAUGGGACGGAAGAUAUCGGCCAUGAUCUGUUACAGAUCAGGCCUCGCUUGGGCGAGAUCCAGACCGAAGCACCUCUGGCUCGCUCGGCUUCCCGCUCGGCCAAGAGGAAAGCGUCUGGACUGGCUGCACUGGACCAUCUUGCUUUCCCCGACGAAGACUUCACACUAGACACACCCAGUCGGAAGAUCAGCCGGACACCGUCGCGCGAGUUCAGGGUGUCGAAAUCACCACACGCAAAGAGCAACAGGCUCUCUGCGCCCCAGCCCACACUCAGUGAACCGAAGAGUCCGGCUCUCGGUCUCGCCAGGGACAGGGCGCGGACCUGGAAGCUCGAUCAAGCGCCGGAUAACCCGACGACGGAGGCCGUAUCCUCUAGGCCAUCGUCUCUUCCUGCUGAUCGAAGAGCCGCUGCUAUUGCCAGAUUAGAGCAGAAGAGAGCGGAGCGAAGGCGAGGCCACGAGAGCGCUGCGCUGCCUGGCAAGGAAAAUCUGAGGCCCAUGGACUCCAAGCCACCGGAUAUGGACGGCGACGAGUCGGACGACUCAAUCGAGACCGAGAUCCAGGACCUGCAGCAGAGAUUAGAGAAGGCCAAAGCCCGCCUGAGAAACCGCAAAGCAACACCGCUCAACGGCACGGGCCGUGAGACUCACAAUGGCGGUGGCGCUCACCACCACGCCGCGCUCACACUCAACAAAUCCUCGCCCCCCCACAAGACAACGCACUUCCUCCUCCUGCUCGCAGACUCGGCCCUGCCGCUAGGCUCCUUCGCCUUCAGCAGCGGCCUCGAGUCCUUCCUCGCCCACAACCGCAGCAGCAGGCCAGGGCCCGGGGCCAACCCGCAGUUCGACCUCUUCCUGCCCGUGUCGGUCUCCUCGUACGCAUCAACCACCCUCCCCUUCGUCCUGGCGGCGCACCGCGACCCGCGGCGCCUGCCGGGCCUCGACGACCACCUCGACGCGGCCGUCAUGUGCACGGUCGGCAGGCGCGCGUCCGUGGCGCAGGGCCGCGCGCUGCUGGGCAUCUGGGAGCGGUCGUUCUCGGCGUCGGCGGCGCUCGCGGGGGGAAGCGGGGACCACCACCACGCCGCCGCCGCGGCGCUGGGGGAGUACGCGCGGGCGCUGCGGGCGCCGGCGGGCAGGGGGUUCGACGACGACGGGACGGGCAUCCCGCCCGUCGCGGCGCACCUCGCGCCGCUGUUCGGCGUCGUCUGCCGCGCCGCCGGGCUGGGGCUGCACCAGGCCGCGUACGUCUUCGUGCUCGGCCACGUCAAGGCGCUCGUCUCGGCGGCCGUGCGGGCGAACCUGCUCGGGCCCUACCAGGCGCAGCGGCUGCUCGCCGGCAGCGGGGUGAUGGGCAUGAUCGCCGCGGCUGUCGAGCGGGAGUGGGACACGCCCGUGGAGGAGGCGGGCCAGAGCGUGCCGGUGAUGGACCUCUGGGUCGGGAGGCAUGAGGUCUUGUAUAGUAGGAUAUUCAACAGCUGA
This is a messenger RNA of Diaporthe batatas, 3003 nucleotides long. RefSeq lists its product as uncharacterized. The transcript is spliced from 4 exons. Gene Ontology annotation, molecular function: nickel cation binding. Lineage: Eukaryota; Fungi; Ascomycota; Sordariomycetes; Diaporthales; Diaporthaceae. Bases 1 to 3003 code for a protein of 1000 amino acids. The record is from RefSeq and is a predicted model, not a curated record.